This is a messenger RNA of Durusdinium trenchii, 1425 nucleotides long. The record is from the annotation of a GenBank genome assembly. Lineage: Eukaryota; Dinophyceae; Suessiales; Symbiodiniaceae.
AUGACAGAUGCUAAGCAACAUGUGUUCCUGCAGCGGGUCCUCUUCAUCUUCGAUGUGACGAAGCGUUCAGCAGGGAAGGCCCAAGUGCUUCGUCUCUCUGCGCAACAAUGGGCCGCCGAAUGCGACCUUUGCUGUCUUGGAGCAUAUGUCCUUGAACAGAUGCAUGAUCACAGGGAUGCAAACAAUUUGAUGGUCUUCAAUGACGGCGUCGUUAAAACGGUCAUGAACCAACUCAUUGAAGGGGACUUUCACGAAGAGCUCAAGCAAAUCAUGGAGGUUCAGGACGCUGCCUUCAAGCCAGAGAUGUGUUCUAUGUGGAGUGACCACUUGCCUUCUGCAGCGGCUGCUCCUAGCGAUGCUCAAUUGGUGCACGCUGAUGAAAAGAUCGAGGAUUUGACGAAGCAGAACUGGAAACUCCAGUUUGAAGCCGACUCGCUCUCACUGGCCAGGGACGCUGCUCAACUUGCUCGCUUGUACAGCGAGGAGACCAAGUCCGAGAGGGCUUCAAGGGUGGCUAGGGUGUGCCACUUGCGUCAAGAGAAUGCAAUCGGGUCCAGCUUGGCUGCCUCCUUCAUGGCCAAGUCCUGCCACCACCGAGCAGGUUCUUCUUCAGAGAUUCAGGAGGAACUCUCGAAGGAUUUGAACCUCACAAUGGAUUGCAUCCGGAAAGCCCUUGCCUGCAUGCCAGAGCGUUCAGUGGCCUUUGCCAUUGGGUCACUUUCAGAUGUCCAGGAAACGGCGCAAUUGCUUUCUGGAGAAAGCAUGCCAAAUGCAGUGUUGACAAGCUUGCUGAGUGGGAGCGAGACUGACUCCUUGAUCGGGGUGGUGAACCUCACGCCCUACGAUGGGAAUCUCGAAAUUUCUCUGUUGAAGAGGGGGCUGGCAAAGCCGGAACACACCUACAGGAGCUUGUCGUUUGCCAACGACAUGACAGUGAGCCAGCAUUGUGAGAAGGUUGAACUCACUAACGAAGUGCGCAUGCUACACCUUGACAAUGUGCUCUAUGGGCCUUCAUGGCGGAGCCUCAUCCAAGACUUCGACAAAAAGUUCUGCGGCGGUGCUGCGACGACCGAUUCCACCGUGGUGGCGGCGCCUGAGGUGGAAGAAGAACCUGCUCCUACACCAUUCACCUUGGAGCCAGACACGGUCGAUCGUUUGCUCGAGAUGUACGUGGUCGAGAACAAGGUACCAGCUCGGGAGCCAGGGUGCAUGCUGAUGCUCACUUCAGCUGUUCGACGGGAUGGCGCCAAAGUGGAAAUGAUCGAGGGCCAAAAGAUGAAGCUUUGGCUGGUCGCCCACCAUGAGAUCGAAAUUGCUGACGAUGAGUUUCAGCUUGCACAUGGGAAGUCCACCUGGCUCAAACCCGAGAAGGUGCAGAAACUUAUGCGUGAGGGUGGAGGCCUGGUAUGCCUUGGUUUGCUCUAG